Molecule: messenger RNA, 420 nt
Organism: Fomitopsis serialis
Lineage: Eukaryota; Fungi; Basidiomycota; Agaricomycetes; Polyporales; Fomitopsidaceae
Exons: 2
Coding region: 1-420 (139 amino acids)
Source: RefSeq, a predicted model, not a curated record
AUGCCUGGCGACAUCUUCGACGCCAACUAUCUCACGAGCGCGCUGCCAUUCUACGCGCCGCUCUCCACGCCAGCACCCGCGCUCCCGAGCCUGAACAGCCUCACUCCGCUGCAAGGCCGCAUCUCAGCGAUCAACGCAGCGACUCUACUCUCGCCUCUCCCCGGCACACUGAUCCUUGGCCUCCAUUACAGCGCGGACGUCAAGGGCGUGCGGGACUCGCAGCCUGGCGGCGAUGACACCCCGGAUGUGAUCCAGGUGUUCUGCCACUCACCCGAGUCGUGGGCCGCGCUGUGGGAUGGCGAGGUGUUCACAAAGGGCACGGUAAAGGUCGAGGCGGAGCUCCGAGACGUCCCUAUCUAUGCGACGGCGCCACCGCAGGGAAAGCUGUGGCUGAUGGUCUGGUCGGUGACGAGGCUGUAA